GUGAUUUAAGUGUCCUCGGCUCGGACAGUGUUUGCUUUGUGCUUGUAGACGCUUCAGAAAACACUGCACAUGAACGCUCUCAGACGAGGCUAACGUCGGCUGACGGUGUCUGGUUGUUUUUCGAGAGUAUGCUGCAAAGCAUCCUGUGCUGAAUUCAAAAGCUCUUUCUAGCUUCUCUCAGCUCGACAUCCCCGCUGAUCAUGACUCUGCAGACGGGGAUCUUGUGUUUGGCCCUGCUGGCCCUGAGCUCAGCGCUGGUUUGUCCUGAUGGAGGCAUAUGUCAGGACACAAACACCUGCUGCAGGAACACUAUGGGGGGAUACGGAUGCUGCCCACUACCACACGCAGAGUGCUGCUCAGACCACCUCCACUGCUGUUUCGAGGGCACGCUGUGUGAUCUGGUCCACGAGAAGUGUGUCAAUAAAACGGUUUCCCUGCCGUGGAUGACCCGACUGCCUACCAGCCUGGCCCCGCUGGUCCCUCAGCUCGAGGAGAGAGUGAAGGCAGUUAUUUGUCCCGAUCAGGAGUCCGAGUGUCCGGAUGCAACGACUUGCUGCCAGCUCCCUGACAGCUCCUGGGGCUGCUGCCCCUUAGCCAAGGCGGUGUGCUGUGACGACAGGCGCCACUGCUGCCCCGAGGGAACGGUGUGUGACGUUGCUCAUUCACGGUGCGUGUCUGCCUCACUGCAGUCCUUCCCCCUGCUGCAGAAACUACCUGCUAGAAGGAGAGGGGAGAAUCCAGGAUCAGUAACGUGUCCUGAUGGGAGACACAGCUGCCCAAACAAAUUCACGUGCUGUCCACUAAUCACUGGAGAGUACGGCUGCUGCCCAUUCCCACAGGCCACCUGCUGUGACGAUCACCUUCACUGCUGCCCUGCCAAAAUGAAGUGUGACCUGAAGCAUUCACAGUGUAGGCUUGGUGAGACCCGCAUGCCCCUGAUGAAGAAGAUCCCUGCCGUAGUCAAUGAUGUUGUGUGUCUAGACAAGACAUUGUGUCCUGAUGACACCACAUGCUGCAAGAUGACCAACGGCACCUACGGCUGCUGCCCGAUGCCCAAUGCCGUCUGUUGUUCCGAUCACAUCCACUGCUGCCCUGCAGGCACAGAGUGCGACCUGUACCACAGCACCUGUGUGUCUGCGCGGAGAAAUGCCGCCAUGACGCUGGCAGCAGCCGCCACCGAGUUGCAGGCAGUGCAGAGAAAAGUCCACACCAUUCCCUGCAAUGACUCUGUGGCCUGUGCCGACAGAAGCACCUGCUGUAAAACACUGAAAGGAGACUGGGCCUGUUGUCCGUUACCAGAGGCUGUGUGUUGUGAGGACCACCUGCACUGCUGCCCCCACGGCACCGUUUGUAACAUUAAAGCUUCCACGUGUGACGACUCCUCAGGCAACGCCGUGACUCCGAUGCUCGGACACGUCUCCGUCUUCCCUUUACCGAAAGUCAGUAACAGCAGGUGUGACAAGUCGACGACAUGUCCUGGAAAAUCCACCUGCUGCAAGACAGCGAGCGGAGGCUGGGCCUGCUGUCCUCUGUCUCAGGCUGUUUGCUGUGACGAUCACGUCCACUGCUGUCCUCACAGCAGAGUCUGCAACCUGGCAGCUGAAACUUGCGACGACCCGUUCGGCUUCUCUCCGCCCCUCUCCUGGCUUACAAAGGUACCUGCUCUGACCUCGGAGGCGCAGGAUGAGAAAUGCGACGAGAAGACCAGAUGUCCAUGGGGUUCCACCUGCUGUAAGAAGAACUCUGGACAGUGGGCCUGCUGCCCCUUACCUCUGGCUGUGUGCUGCAACGAUCAUGAGCACUGCUGCCCCAAAGGCUACAAAUGUAACGUGGCCGAGCAGACCUGUGAUAAGCCCGGUAGCCUCAGCCUGGCCUGGCUGCGGAAGAUACCGGCCCUGCGGGAGGAGCCCAGUCAGACCCUUUCUGAUCCAGUUCAGCCGGCCAAGAACAUGUGCGAUGCCCAGACCAGCUGUCCCAAAGACACGACCUGCUGCUUCAUGGAUAACGACCACAAAUGGGGGUGCUGCCCUCUGCCGAAGGCCGUCUGUUGUGAAGAUGGAAACCACUGCUGCCCCAGCGGGCACAGCUGUGAGCCCCACCGGUCCUCCUGCUCCAGGGGUCCUCAUGUUAUACCCUGGUUCACCAAAGUGAGCGCUCUAACCGAGCUGGGCGCCAUCAUUGAUGUUAAAUGUGACAACAAGAGCAGCUGUGCGUCGGGGACGACCUGCUGUAAGCUGAAGACGGGAGAGUGGGGCUGCUGCCCGCUGGUCAAGGCGGUUUGCUGUGCUGACCACGAGCACUGCUGCCCUCAGGGCUACACCUGCAACAUGCAGAUAGGAACCUGUGAGAAGAAGAGCAACGAUGUGCUCCUCAACACCAUCCCUCAGAGCAAAGUGCCGCAGCCUGUGAAGGACACAGAGGAUGAGGCAGUGUGUGACAGCAGGGGGGAGUUUCACUGCUCCAAACAAGAGACCUGCUGUAAGAUCUCUGCCACAGAGUGGCGCUGCUGCCCCUCCCCCAGGGCGGUCUGCUGCUCUGACUCGAAGCACUGCUGUCCUGCUGGAUACUCGUGCGACCUGAAGGCCGGAGGCUGCACCCCGCACACUCGGCUAACCUGGGACUUGUGGUUUGGGGACCGAACAAGAAAGACUGUCCCCCGCGGACUCUGAUCCCACUGAGGUGCAGUGAUGCGCUUCAGUCUUCACUCCGUUAGGUCCUACUGCUCAUGGUGUCUGUGGACAAAAAUGUCUUCUUCCCGACAUCCUGUUUUUGUUUUUUUGUUGUUUUUUUGCACUCUGAAUAUUUUUAGCUUUUGUGUGUGAGGAAAAGAUUUUGUCCAUAUAUGCAAGGAAAAAUGUCACUUUCUGGCAAUGAAGGCAUUUUAGUGAAAUGAAGGCAGUUUGAAGGAGAGCAGCAGGUGAAAACAGGCUGCCAUUCACUGAAACUUGGCUUACAUCCUGGUUUAAAAAGAUUUAUUGCACUCACUCCUUGGAAGUCAUCUAGAUGAUGAUCCUAAACAGCUUUAAAUCAUUUCAACCUGCUGUGACCCAUUAAACUGAUUUCUCUUUA
Messenger RNA from Archocentrus centrarchus (flier cichlid), 3069 nucleotides. RefSeq names its product granulin b (gene grnb). NCBI's taxonomy places the organism in Eukaryota, Metazoa, Chordata, Actinopteri, Cichliformes, Cichlidae. Bases 201 to 2669 code for a protein of 822 amino acids. Gene Ontology annotation, cellular component: extracellular region. The record is from RefSeq and is a predicted model, not a curated record. The transcript has 17 exons.